Molecule: messenger RNA, 573 nt
Organism: Oldenlandia corymbosa var. corymbosa
Lineage: Eukaryota; Viridiplantae; Streptophyta; Magnoliopsida; Gentianales; Rubiaceae
Source: the annotation of a GenBank genome assembly
AUGAAAUCUCAAGUUUUGUACUUGAGAGUAUUGGUGGGUGUUGACCAUAAUGUUGUCAAAGUUUUAAAGGGCUAUUCUGGGGUGCUUGGAACUUUGAAUCCUGAAAUGGUGGAGAGUAAUUUGAAGCUGCUGAGAAACUAUGGCAUUCCCAAUGAACAUAUUUCAACGAUUGAUGAGAAACUGGGAGUGUUCCGGAGCUUUGGCUGGUCAGACUUGGAGAUAUUUGGAAUUGUCAGGAAGCUACCAAUGUUUCUAACACAGACUGCUACUAGAAUACGGAUAGUUGUUGAUUUUUUUAUGAACGAGCUUGGAUAUAGUCCACACUAUCUGGCUUCCCACCCGGUUUUUCUUACAUUAAGUUUCGAUAAGAGGGUGAAGCCACGGGUUGAAGUUGUUAGAACUCUAACUAAGAAGAAUUUGAACAGGAGGAAAGCAGGUUUGUUUUCUGUUUUGAGCAUGUCAGAGUCGAUGUUUCUGAAGAAUUAUAUUCUUCCUUACAAGGAUGUACUGCCAGUGCCAGACAUGUAUAAUGCUUAUCUGAGUAAAGCUGAAAUACCAAAGAUCAAGGAAUGA